Messenger RNA from Colletotrichum karsti, 417 nucleotides. RefSeq lists its product as uncharacterized. The transcript has a single exon. Lineage: Eukaryota; Fungi; Ascomycota; Sordariomycetes; Glomerellales; Glomerellaceae. Bases 1 to 417 code for a protein of 138 amino acids. The record is from RefSeq and is a predicted model, not a curated record.
AUGUCGGUUCUGCAGGAGACGCGGCCAUGCUUUGACUACAUCGCAAAGUCAGCCUUCCUCGAAGGCCAGGGCGACCAUAUGCCGGUCAAGCUAAAUUUUGGCGACUACGAGGUCCUGUUGCACAACGCCGGCGUUCGCGCCAUGCUGGCUAUGGAUCUAGUCCAGCGGGCCGCCGCCGUGGUGACCGCCAUCAGCAACAAGGGUCAGAACAUGAUCAACGAGCUUGCAGAACCGUGCAAUCUGGCCAAAGCCAACAUCGCAUAUCUCGAGGCCAACAUUAGCCACUUUCAGAGCAUGUUGAACUGCGUAACCCGACAUGUAGAGGGGGCGGUAAACAAGGACGAAGGACCCCCAGCGGUUUCAAACUUGGCGUCAAGAAAUGUCUCUGAAUGCUCAACAGAAGGGCAUGGUUCGUAA